AAAAAAAAAUUGAAAACAUGUGAAGUGCCGUAGGAUAUUGUUUAAGCGGUACUUUUAAUGUAUAGAUUCAUUCUAUGGGCACCCUCGAUGACUUAGUAAGCAUUCACUGGCCGUUCUAUAGAUUCAACAAAUUUUUGGAUUUCCUAUCUGCAACCAAAAAACACUUGUUUUCUCCUACAAUUCUUCAAUACCAUGGCUGCUGAAUUGGUGGGUGGAGCUUUUCUUUCUUCUUUUCUUCAAGUUCUGUUAGAUCGGAUGGCUUCUCGUGAUGUCAUCGACUUCAUUAGAGGAGAGAGACUCGACCGCCAACUGUUUCAAAAGUUGGAAGCUACCUUGCUGUCAGUCAACGCUUUGCUAGAUGAUGCAGAAGGGAAGCAAAUCGUGAACCACAAUGUAAAGAAGUGGGUGAACGAGCUAAAAGAUGCCGUUUAUGAUGCGGAGGACCUCCUGGAUGAAGUUGCAACUGAAGCUGAAUUCCAAACCAGCAGAACCAGGGUAUGGAAUUUUAUCUCUUCUCUUAAUCCAUUUCAUAAGAGAAUUGAAUCUAAGCUGAAGGACAUACUUGAGAGAGUUGAGUAUCUUGAAAGACAGAAAGAUAUCCUUUCUUUGAGAGAAGGGUUUGGGGAAAAAUAUUUGAGAAAGCUACCAACCACUUCCUUGGGGGAUGAGUCCAGUGUUUAUGGGAGAGCUGAUGAUAAAGAAGCUAUAAUGAAGUUGUUGCUGUCAGAUGAUUCAAGUAGCGAUGGAGUAGGGGUAGUUCCCAUCGUUGGUAUGGGUGGGAUUGGUAAAACCACCCUUGCUCAGAUUGUCUACAAUGAUGACAGCAAGCUGAAGCAACUGUUUAACUUUGACCUCAAAAUAUGGGUUUGUGUUUCAGAAAACUUCGAUGUUUUUCGAGUGGCAAAAGCAAUUCUCGAGGCAGUCACUUCGAGUUGUGAGGUUGGGGAACUUAAUUUGCUUCAAGUUAAGCUGACAGAAUGUUUAAUGGGUAAGAAAUUUCUACUAGUCUUAGACGAUGUUUGGAAUGAAAAUUAUGUCCAUUGGGAGGCCUUAAAGAGACCUUUAACUCAUGGAGCCCAAGGGAGCAAGAUCAUUGUCACAACCCGAAAUGAAAGUGUUGCAUCAAUUAUGGGCACUGUUCCUUCUUAUCAUCUGAAGCAAUUAACAGAUGAACAAUGUUGGCUGCUAUUUUCAAACCAUGCAUUUGGUAAUGCGAUUUCCAGUGUGCAAGUAAAGAAUCUAGAAACCAUCGGUAAAGAAAUUGUGAAAAAAUGUCGUGGCCUACCUUUAGCUGCCAAAACAGUUGGAGGUCUCCUUCGGUCCAAAGGGGAUGUCACAGAAUGGCAUAAUGUGUUAGAAAGCAAUAUGUGGGACUUAUCAUAUGAUGAUGACAAUAUCGUCCCUGCUUUACUACUAAGCUACCAUUAUCUGCCUUCACAUCUAAAGAGAUGCUUUGCAUAUUGUGCUAUGUUCCCAAAGGAUUAUGAUUUUGAAAUUAAGAAUCUGGUCCUGUUGUGGAUGGCUGAAGGAUUAUUGCCGCAACCUAGAGGAAAGAAGAGGCCGGAAGAAGUGGGGGUUGAGUACUUCAACAAUCUACUGUCAAGAUCAUUUUUCCAACAAUCAAGUGGCAAUAGAAAGCACUUUGUUAUGCAUGACCUCAUUCAUGAUUUAGCCAAAUUUGUGUCGAAAGGGUUUUGUUUGAGUUUGGAGGCUAAUAACUCUAAUGAAAUCCCAAAGACGAUUCGUCAUUUUUCAUUUGCAAGAACUGUUUAUGAUGAAUCUCAAAUGUUCAAUGCCUUCCAGGAAACCAAGUGUCUGAGGACCUUCCUACCUCUAAAACCCUUUUUUUGGGUUGAAAUACUACCUUACCGAGUGUAUCAUGAUCUAUUGCCAACAUUAAAUUGCUUACGGGUGUUAUCUUUGUCCAAGUAUGAUAAUAUAACAGAGUUGCCUAGUUCAAUAGGAGACUUGAAACUUCUCCGCUACUUGGAUCUGUCUUUCACUGCAAUUGAGAGACUACCAGAAUCUAUUUGUGCUUUGUAUAAUUUGCUGACACUGUUAUUAGCAGACUGUGGCUCGCUCAAUCAGUUGCCCAACCAAAUGGGAAGACUUACCAACUUACGUCAUCUUGAUAUUAGUGGGACUCUAAGACUAGAAGAGAUGCCAUUACAAAUGAGUAGAUUGACAAAUCUGCAAACGUUAUCUGCUUUUGUUUUGGGGAACCUUACUGGAUCUAGCAUUUCAGAAUUGGGGGAGCUUCAGCAACUUCGAGGUACACUAUCUAUUUUCAAUCUUCAAAAUGUUGUCAAUCCUAGAGAUGCUUUGGAGGCAAAAUUUAAAGACAAAGAGUACCUUGAUGAGUUGAUAUUGAAAUGGAGUGAUCACACUCUUGAUACAUCAACUGAAAGAGAUGUACUGAGCAAGCUUCAACCUCAUACAAACUUGAAAAGGCUAUCCAUUGAAUGCUACGGUGGCACAAAGUUUCCUGAUUGGCUAGGGGAUUGUUCAUUCUCAAAUAUUGUGUCUUUGCGGCUUAGCCAUUGUAAAUACUGCUUCUUCUUACCACCACUUGGGCAACUACCAUCACUCAAAGAGCUUUUUAUCAUUGGGUUUGAUGCAGUUGAGAGAGUCGGACUUGAGUUCUACAGAAACAGUUUAUCUACAGUUAAGCCAUUUAGGUGUCUGAAAUUUUAUGGUUUGAGGGGCUGUUGGAGUGGCAGGAAUGGCUUUCCUUUGAAAAAGAUGCUGAGGAAGGACAUUUCCCAUGUCUUCAAGAACUUCAUAUACGAAAAUGUCCCAAGCUAAGUGGGGUGUUGCCUAACUACCUUCCUUCAUUGAGAAAACUAAUGAUCAUUGAUUGUCAGCAACUCAUGGUUUCACUUCCACAGGCUCCAACCAUCUACGAAUUGCAUUUGGGAUAUUCGGAUAAGGUGCUUUUGAAGAAUAUUCCGCCUGGA
Messenger RNA from Durio zibethinus, 2957 nucleotides. RefSeq names its product putative disease resistance RPP13-like protein 1. Lineage: Eukaryota; Viridiplantae; Streptophyta; Magnoliopsida; Malvales; Malvaceae. The record is from RefSeq and is a predicted model, not a curated record. Gene Ontology annotation, molecular function: ADP binding.